AUAAUGAUGGAAAAUGCGUUGAAGGAACGCGUGUUGGAGCUGGAAAAACGCCUGGGCAUAGCACAGGCAAAAGAGAUUAAAAAUGUUAACGAAGAAUUGAUUGCUGUGCGGCGAAAAUUGACACAAGCAGGCGCUGGGUUUUUGCUAAAAAUUCCAAUCGAUAUUUUGCGAAAACUUAACGAUUUAGCACUUCGAGAUGAUUAUUUAACGCAAGCUGAGAAGAGAAAUUGCAUUGAAUUUAAUUAUGCUUUAAUGAUGAAGCGUGCCGAACUACUGGAACAGUUUGAGAAGGACAAAGAGAUUGUCUUCAAAUCCGAAUCGAUUGCAAAUUUCGGCGAACAUUUACCAGCUCUUGAUGCUGCCGAAAGGGAAAUCAAUGAGACAGCUUCGGAUGUGCGCAUUUUUCCUUUGACUUAG
Messenger RNA from Gongylonema pulchrum, 417 nucleotides. Lineage: Eukaryota; Metazoa; Nematoda; Chromadorea; Rhabditida; Gongylonematidae. The record is from the annotation of a GenBank genome assembly.